CUUGACAAUAUGGCAUGACUGGUGUGCACUAUGAAUGCAUGCCUUUUACAGUGUUGACUACAUUUUCAUUUUUCUCUCCAAUAGUGACUUACUAUGGCCUCUGGAAGUCAUGAUGGGCAAGGCAGGGAAUUCCACCACGGCAAACCUCAUGGAUUUCUCCAUCACAUCAGCAUCCACUCUGCAGCUGACAAGAACAUGAAGGAGGUGAGUGGAUCUCAAGGGGGGGGAGUGUUUAACUUGGUACUCAAUUGCAUCCCGAUUCUCCGCACUUUUCCCACAGUGUGCACUUGCGCAAUCCCUGUCUUUUAAAUAAAAGCAUUAGAUUGAUGUAAGCAUUGAGGAGAAGGUAUUUUCACCAGUGUUCAAUCUAAUGCACACUUCGGAAAGUGAUUCUGUUAUGAAUAUAAACCAAGAAGUGUUUACUAACCUAGUCAAAGAUUUGCCUCUUUAAAGAAAACUGUAGGAGUGUUUAUCGCCUAUCCUUUUGUUUUAGGUGGAUUUUUUAAAUAAGGAAGAAAUAGAUAAAGAGAGGUGAGUUUUCCAGGUCUAUGUGAAUCCAAUGCACAAGCAGCCAUUCCUAGCACUGCCGUCACAUCUGCUCAGUCACUGGGGAAAAUUCAACAUUGAAACACCUUUCCAACUUUUCCCAAACACUGCCACAGUGUCUGGUCUACUUACUCAACCAGUGCAAGUAUCAAUACAAAAUCCUUACCUCUCUUCACCUGGACUUUUCCUUCUCCAACCAUCAGAUUUCCAGUGAGUCGUUGUGCACACAUCAAAGCCAAACGAGUGUCUGUGUGCAACAAGAGGAAGUUGUCGUCGCGUCACAGCGUGGUGGUGAGCUCAGGAGUGCGCCGCAGAGCGCCCCCCGCAGGCCGGGCUGUCUGUGACAUGGCCAACAAGGAGAAUGAACUGACCUGUCCAGAGGAAGUGCAGGCCAUACACUACAAUGACAACUGCGUGUUCCCCGUGAACUCUGCUUCAGAGGCUGGCUCCAAGAUGGCAGGGUCGGGAAACAAGUACAGUGAUUAUUUCACUGAGGUGAGAGACUACCAGCCGGCCCCAAUUCACUCCCUACCCCAUCCCAUAGGUCCCCUGAUCCUUUGAUGUUUGCAGACCUGUAGGGAGCGAUCAUUGGGACAGACCACUGCUGCGCUACAUACUGUUCAUUCCCAACAUCAAACCCUUGCCCCUACGCUCUAGGCACUUGUGUAGAUCUGAGAGGGUUGGAAUUGUCACCAUAUUACCCAUACCUUUCCAUUCCUUGCACAGUGGGUAGAUGCAAGGGAUAGAUUUGUAGACUUUGUUUAUCGGGAAGAAAAGUGUCACUUGCAUUGUCUUCCUUUGGAUCGUUGAAGUGGAUUUUAUUGACAUGUUCUUUAUCGGCCCCUCCCUAUGGGAAUCUUUCCUGACCAGCUAUCGAAGGACCAUGAUGCAAUGACACAUGUGCUUUUUGGAAGAAAUCUCCGGCUAAAUGUAGCUCUGACACUAUGGCGAAGAAACGCCAGCGAACUAGUGGCAUACUUGAUCAGGUAGGAACACUGACUUUUGAUCCAUUUUCAUGUUUGAAGGACUUCUUCUUCAUAUAUACAGUUAAUGAUUAAUCAACAUGUUCAUGUCCAAUAAACACUGUCUGUCUUUGUUCCAUAGAAUUGAAGACACAGGCGUGCUUCUUGACUGCCUACCAGUUAUAACGAAAAGGUGCGUAUCGCAGUUGAAUCAAACAUCAUCAUGUAUUGCUGUGAUGAGUCAACUUGUGACACGUGUUCAUUUUGUCUCUCUUGUUUUGCUCCCGUAGCCUUCAAGACGAAGCUCCGUGCAUAUCACUGGGCUGUUGUGUAGACCUCCUGCCUCAAGUCAAAUCAAUCCUCGCCAGUGAAUAUGAAGAGUAAGAUCAGCUGUGGAACUUAAGAACUGCUGCUGUGUCCACCUGCUGAAACCUCAAUUCCAAUGUUUUUCUGUUUGUUCCUUCUCCAGACACUUGAUUGUGGGUUUACACUGGGUUCAGUCUGUCAUUAAGAAAUGGUGGCCAGAACUCUCCGCAAACGGCAAGAGCCUGCAGGACAGCUGCUCAGAAGACGGGUAUGUUAACAGAUAUUUAUGAAUUCGUCACUCUCCUGUCUGCAAUGUAAUAGCUGCAGGACAGCUGCUGUGCUGAGGAGAUUAGCCUCUUGCUUCGUGUUGUCUUUGUUUGUUGUUGAAAAGUUGCCCAACUGGUUUCCCUGGUAAUGCUAACUUCAUAUCAGUUAUUCUCCCUUUAACAUUAGAAGCCUAAUUGGGUAUGCUUAUACAGUGCCUAUCAUAAGCAUUCACCCCCUUGCAUUUGUUCACUUUUUAUUGUUACAAAGUGGGAUUAAAAUUGAUUGAUUUGUCAUUUUUUGUAAAUGAUCUUCACAAAAUACUCUGUCGAAGAUGAAUGAAAAAUAAAACACUAAAAUACCUUGAUUAGAUACAGUAAGUAUUCAAAUCAAAUGUUAUGUCACAUGCGCCGAACAGGUGUAGACCUUUCAGUGAAAUGCUUACUUAGAAGCCCUUAACCAACAAUGCAGUUCAAGAAAUAGAAUUUAAAAAAAUAUUUACUAAAUAAAAGAAAGUAACACAAUUAAAAUAACUAUAACGAGGUUAUAUACAGGGGGUACCGGUACCGAGUCAAUGUGCGGGGGUACAGGUUAGUCGAGGUAAUUUGUACAUGUAGGUAGGGGUAAAGUGACUAUGCAUAGAUAAUAGACAGCGAGUAGCAGCAGUGUAAAAACAAAGAGGAGGGUGUCAAUGUAAAUAGUCCGGGUAGCCAUUUUAUUAAUUGUUCAGCAGUCUUAUGGCUUGGGGGUAGAAGCUGUUAAGGAGCCUUUUGGACCUAGACUUGGUGCUCCGGUACCCCUUGCCGUGCGGUAGCAGAGAGAACAGUCUAUGACUAGGGUGGCUGGAGUCUUUGACAAUUUUUUGGGCCUUCCUCUGACACCGCCUAGUAUAUAGGUCCUGGAUGGCAGGAAGCUUGGCCCCAGUGAUGUACUGGGCUGUACGCACUACCCUCUGUAGUGCCUUACGGUCGGAUGCCGAGCAGUUGCCAUACCAGGCGGUGAUGCAACCUGUCAGGAUGCUCUCGACGGUGCAGCUGUAUAACUUUUUGAGGCUCUGGGGAUACGUGCCAAAUCUUUUCAGUCUCCUGAAGGGGAAUAGGCUUUGUCGUGCCCUCUUCACGACUGUCUUGGUGUGCUUGGACCAGGAUAGUUUGUUGGUGAUGUGGAAACCAAGGAACUUGAAGCUCUCAACCCGCUCAACUACAGCCCCGUUGAUGUGAAUGGGGCGUGUUCGGCCCUCCUUUAAUUGUAUUCCACGAUAAGCUCCUUUGUCCUUUGUCUCACGUUGAGGGAGAGGUUGUUGUCCUAGCACCACACGGCCAGAUCUCUGACCUCCUCCCUAUAGGCUGUCUCAUCAUUGUUGGUGAUCAGGCAUACCACCGUUGUGUCAUCAGCAAACUUAAUGAUGGUGUUAGUCGUGCUUGGCCACGCAGUCGUGGGUGAACAGGGAGUACAGGAGGGGACUAAGCAUGCACCCCUGAGGGGCCCCCGUGUUGAGAAUCAGUGUGGCAGAUGUGUUGUUGCCUACCCUUACCACCUGGGGGCGACCCGUCAGGAAGUCCAAGAUCCAGUUGCAGAGGGAGAUGUUUAGUCCCAGGGUCCUUGGCUUAGUGAUGAGUUUUGUGGGCACUAUGGUGUUGAACGCUGAGCUGUAGUCAAUGAACAGCAUUCUCACAUAGGUGUUCCUUUUGUCCAGGUGGGAAAGCGGCAGUGUGGAUUGCGUCAUCUUUGGAUCUGUUGGGACGGUAUGCGAAUUGGAGUGAGUCUAGGGUUUCCGGAAUGAUGGUGUUGAUGUGAGCCAUGACCAGCCUUUCAAAGCACUUCAUGGCUACCGACGUGAGUGCUACUGGGCGGUAGUCAUUUAGGCAGGUCACCACCCCUGAGUCAAUACAUGUUAGAAACACCUUUGGCAGCGAAUACUCUUGGGUACGUCUGUAAGAGCUUUGUACACCUGGAUUGUGCAAUAUUUGCCCAUUCUUGUCAAAGUUCUUCAAGCUCUGUCAUGGUGUUUGAGAUCAUGGAUAGACAGCAAUUACCAAGUCUUGCUAUAGAUUUCCAAGCAGAUUUUAGUCAAAACUGUAACGUGGCAACUCAGGACAAGUUUCUGAGAGUCAACAGCUUGCGUGGUAGGCGGCUCACAGGACAACGGCUUCAAGCACAGCUUAACACUGUUCGAAGUAAGCAAGUCUCAGUCUCAACUGUGAAGAGAAGACUUGGAGCUGCAGGUUUGACAGGUGGAGUGGCAGUAAGAAAGCCAUUGCUAAGAUGGAUAAAUAAGAAAAAGAGGCUUGCCUGGGUCAUAAAGCACCGCCAGUGGACUACUGAAGACUGGAAGAAGGUCUUAUGGACCGAUUUAAUCCAAAUUUGAAAUCUUUGGUUCAUCGCGCAGGGUUUUUGUACCCCGCCGAGUAGGCGAAAGGAUUGUUCCUCAGUGUGUGACACCAAGCGUGAUGGUCUGGGGCUCUUUUGCUGGAUCCAGAGUCGGCGACUUGCACAGAGUGAGUGGCACCCUGAACCAAAACGGCUACCACAGCAUUGUGCAGCGCCAUGCAAUAACCUCUGGUGAACGCCUAGUUGGUCAGUGGUUCAUCCUACAGCAAGAUAAUGACCCAGAACACACCUCCAGGCUGUCAGAACUACCUUAGAAGAAAAUAACAAGAUAGUAGGCUUUAAAACAUGGAAUGGCCAGCACAGUCUCCAGACUUAAACCCCGUUGAGCUGGUUUGGGAUGAACUGGGCAGAAGGGUGAAAGCAAAGCAACCUACAAGUGCAACACAUUUGUGGGAACUUCUGCAACAGUGUUGGGAAGAACUUUCCGAAUGCCACGAGGCUGUUGUGUCUGCAAAAGGUGGCUACUUUGAUGAGUAAAAAUUACAUUUUGUUAAACAAAACGAUUCCAUGAUUGCUUUUUUGUCUCCAAUUGUUUAUUUGUUCUAUGCUUUAAUUUCAGAGUACAUUAAGACAUUAAACUGUGAAUUUCAAUAAAAAAUGGAAAAAUGGAGGUGUGUACUAAAUCUUUUGACCAGGUAUGUAUGUGUGUAUGGGGAACAGAGGAAGGGGUAGUCAUUUAAAAAAAUGUAAAUCCCUAUUACUUCAGAGUCCAUGUAACUUAUUAUGUUACUUGUUAAGCCAAAUUUUACUCCUGAAGUAUUUUAUGCUUACCUAAACAAAGGGGGUGAAUACUUAUGCAACUACUAUUUUAGUUAAAAAAAAAAAAAGCUGUAUUUUGUGUAGAUCAAUGACAAAUAGGGGGGUGAAUACUUAUAAUACCCACUGUAUGUCUGUUUUGCAGGAACCUCCAAGUCAUGAAGCAGCAGCUGAAGGAGUUCUGGGAGGAGGGACCCCAGUUAAGUUUAGUUCCAGGAACUACAGGAGAGAUGGCAAAGGUAAGGUGUCAUUGCUACCCUUAAUGCUAUUGAUCCAUGAGGCUAACAGAGAGAUAUUGUUGAAGCCUUUCUGCCAAGAAUAGAUCAACAUUUCACCUGCAAAGUCAAACUUCUCACCUCCUUUUAACUUUGUUCAUUUCAGGCAAUGGAGUCUAGCUUGACUUCUCUCUCUUCUCUCACUUCUCUCUCACCAGGCCAUUGAGUCUUACUUAUCACAACUGCAUUGACCAAUCAAUCAAUGUAGCACUGAGGAAGCGACCACUACUGCCGGAUAGAGCUGUUUCAACAUUACCUGGAGACUAAAGACAAGACCAUGUUCCACACACAGACAGGAACCCUGUUCUAUUCUAUGUGGAUUGAUGAAAUCAGUGAUUCAGACUGAGCAACUCCCCACGCUCAAUCACAACUAGAGAGACACUUACAAUGGAGGAAGGAACUUUUCUUUCUGAAAAAAACUGGAAUUCCUGCUUCACAUUGAAGUGGAUCGAUGUCUUGCGAAGGGGCAAUACUUCAAUCGACCUCCAUGAGACUGAGUCGAAAACGUACCCUAUUUCCUCUAUAGUGCACUACUUUUGAC
Coregonus sp. 'balchen' is the source of this 6041-nucleotide messenger RNA. The record is from the annotation of a GenBank genome assembly. Lineage: Eukaryota; Metazoa; Chordata; Actinopteri; Salmoniformes; Salmonidae.